Molecule: messenger RNA, 1158 nt
Organism: Chaetura pelagica (chimney swift)
Lineage: Eukaryota; Metazoa; Chordata; Aves; Apodiformes; Apodidae
Product: dual specificity protein kinase CLK1-like
Exons: 11
Coding region: 1-1158 (385 amino acids)
Biological process (GO): regulation of RNA splicing; protein phosphorylation
Cellular component (GO): nucleus
Molecular function (GO): ATP binding; protein tyrosine kinase activity
Source: RefSeq, a predicted model, not a curated record
AUGAUCCUGACGAGUCCUCCAAGAAGUGGAUCCAACAGCGUGGAGGAGAACUGCCAGGGUCACCCCAUCUGUGAGACAGGAGACAUCCUCUGUGCAAGAUAUGAAGUCGUUGCUACGUUGGGUGAGGGGACUUUUGGACAGGUUGUGGAGUGCAUCGAUCACAAGGAGAACGGCAGACAUGUAGCUGUGAAAAUAAUCAAGGAGGCUGAUGGGAGCUCGGAGGAAGCCUUUGCAGAAGUUCGAGCGCUGCGCUACUUACGUGCCCUGGACCCCAGCAGCACACACCACUGUGUCCAGAUGCUCGACUGGUUUGAACACCGAGGCCACGUCUGCAUCGUGCUGGAGCUGCUGGGGCUCAGCACCUUUGACUUGAUGAAGGAGAACGGCUUCCUCCCCUUCAGGCUGGACCACAUCAGGCAGAUGGCCUAUCAGAUCUGCCAGGCUGUGAACUUUCUGCACCUCAACAAGCUGACGCACACAGACCUGAAGCCAGAAAAUAUCUUACUGGCGUCAUCUGCCUACACGGAGGAGUACAAUCCCAGCCUGGGAAAAAAGUGUGACGAGCGCAGACCCAAACAUCCCAGCAUCAAGGUUGGGGACUUCGGGUGCGCCACACGUGAUUACGAACAUCACUGCACGGUGGUGACCACGAGACCGUACCGAGCUCCCGAAGUGAUCCUAGGCCUGGGAUGGUCACAGCCCUGCGAUGUCUGGAGCAUCGGAUGUAUCCUCCUGGAAUACUACCUGGGAUCCCCAAUCUUCCCGGUCAAUGAAGACAAAGAACACCUGGCAAUGAUGGAGAGAAUCCUGGGGCCUUUGCCAAGUGACAUGAUCAAGACAAGCAGCAAAGGCAGGUAUUUCCAUCAUGACCGGGUGGACUGGGACGAAGGAAGCUCUGCUGGGAGUUACGUGUCCUGGUGGUGUAAGCCCCUGAAGGCAUUCAUGACCAGCUAUAGUGACGAGCACGAGGACUUUUUUGAUCUGAUUGACAAGAUGCUUCGUUAUGACCCAGCAGAGCGAAUUACUCUGAGAGAAGCCCUGAAACACCCUUUCUUCCUCCCCCUGAGACGGGCGAAAAGGGCGCUGCCUUCUGGGGCUGGGGAGGCUGAGCCAGGACUCUGUCCCCCCAGGAAGCGGUGGAAGAUGUUUGUUGGGUAG